GGCAGGUACUUGGCGCGCUCGGGCUCAGGAGCGGGGCCUGGGAAGCCGCUGGCCUGACCGCCUGGGGAGGGGGUGACCGCGGCAGAGUGGGCGGGUCUCGCCCGGCAGGAUGAGCGGGCCCUGGCGGCUCCUGCGCGCCCUGCGGCUCCAUCUCCUCGGGCCAGAGAAGCAGCUCGUGGGCAGCGACCAGUUUGGAAACAAAUACUACACGAUCCCCAAACACCAAACCUGGGCUGGACAGACCAUUCGAGAGAGAAGACUAGUAGAAGCUGUAAAGCAAGAGGAGUAUAAGUAUGAAGAGGGCAACCUGCCAACAGAAUGGGACGCUUGGCUUAGAAAAAGAAGAAAGGAUCCACCCACAAUGGAGGAAAUUUUUAAGAAUGAAAUCUACAAAGAAGAAAUAAAACUGAAAAUCACAGCUGCUUCUGAAAAGGACAGUCCCCUUCAGACCAAGGAAUAUGAGGGACUUGUUGCGGAACCAGUUCAAACUCAAAUUAAAGGCCAUGCAUCAUCACCUUACUAUGGAAAGAAUGAGCCUUCACCAGACCCAUCCAGCACUGCAAAAACCUUUCAGCCAGGUUCCUGGAUCCCACCAGAUAGCAGUAGCCGUAAUAAAUAAACAGUUGUAAUGUGAAAAAUCUUGCCAGUGAAUUGCACAGAUAAUUGCUCUAACAAGCAACAUGACUGAAGAAAACUUUUUCAUUUACCAACUGUUGUGUGAGAAAUAAACUGAUGAUUAAUUUUCA
Molecule: messenger RNA, 746 nt
Organism: Mauremys mutica (yellowpond turtle)
Lineage: Eukaryota; Metazoa; Chordata; Testudines; Geoemydidae
Gene: NDUFAF2
Product: NADH:ubiquinone oxidoreductase complex assembly factor 2
Exons: 4
Coding region: 110-619 (169 amino acids)
Biological process (GO): mitochondrial respiratory chain complex I assembly
Cellular component (GO): membrane
Source: RefSeq, a predicted model, not a curated record